Besnoitia besnoiti is the source of this 945-nucleotide messenger RNA. RefSeq names its product HMG (high mobility group) box domain-containing protein. The record is from RefSeq and is a predicted model, not a curated record. The coding region runs from base 1 to 945 and encodes 314 amino acids. The transcript is spliced from 11 exons. Gene Ontology annotation, molecular function: protein heterodimerization activity. NCBI's taxonomy places the organism in Eukaryota, Apicomplexa, Conoidasida, Eucoccidiorida, Sarcocystidae.
AUGCCCUUGCCCCCUCGCGCCCCCCAUGAUCACGUCGCUUCUGCGGUGUCCAGUGCAAGAGCGACCGACGUCUAUGGCAUAGUCAACAUGGCGACAGAUCCCGAAGACACAUCCGCUGCGGGAAAGCCUCGUGCUCCGCUAUCUGCCUACUUCAUUUUCUUGUCAAAGGAACAGGCCACCAUCCGCCAGCAGAUUGCCGAGCAAACUGGACGAGAGCGGGUUCCUCUUGCAGAGGUCCAGAAAGCUGUCAGCGAGAGGUGGAAAAAUCUAUCGGCAGAAGAGCGUCAGGCAUACAAUGAGGAGGCGAGACUUCGGAAGGAGGAGCAUCUCAAACAGGCCGCUCAACAUGGAAAGGAGAAGGGAGGAGAGACAAAGAUGAAAGCUUCCGUAGGCGAAUCCAAGAGAAGGCUCCCUGAUGCAGAAGAAUUAUUCCCGCAGGCCCGCAUCAACAAGAUCUGCAAACUGGACCCGACGCUCCCGCGAGUCACUGCUGUUGCGGCCCAAACAAUGAAUCUUGCCACGGUGUUGGCUCUCCGCCGUUUCGCAAUUUUAGCAGACGGGUGCCGCAGAGGGCGGGGUACUCUGAUGAAGGAGGAUGUCUUGACAAUGAUUCGUCGCGGAGGGGCGGACACCAAAGUUCUGCAAGGCAUCCUCUACGCUUUAGAUACAGAUGGCAGUAGCGAUGAUGAAGGUCGAGCGGACUUGCAUAACACUGCCAUCAACUCUCGGAAUGCGGAGUCGGACGAGGUGGUCGCAGGCGCACGCUCCGGUCAACAAGAAUGCACCGAUUUGAAGCGUGACAGUGCAUGUGGCAAGGAGAGACCAACAUUGGCAAAGCCUCGGAACUGGAACGGAGCGCAGCCUGCAGGGAAUAAGAAGAAAAAGGGGGGAUCAAGAAGUCUGCAGUGUGCGGACAUAACUUCGUUUUUCUCUCGUGUACGUUGA